Molecule: messenger RNA, 402 nt
Organism: Chenopodium quinoa (quinoa)
Lineage: Eukaryota; Viridiplantae; Streptophyta; Magnoliopsida; Caryophyllales; Amaranthaceae
Exons: 1
Coding region: 1-402 (133 amino acids)
Molecular function (GO): nucleic acid binding
Source: RefSeq, a predicted model, not a curated record
AUGGGCACAAAGUAUGCAAGUGCCUCAGUCUGCCAUCCGCAGAGCAAUGGUCAAGCAGAAGCAGCAAACAAGCUGAUCCUGACAGACCUGCAGAAGAAGCUGGAGGAGUACAAAGUCUUGUGGGCAGACCUAGUCCCGGAGGUCUUGUGGGCAAACAGGAUCACUGAGAAGGAGUCAACCGGUAAGAGCCCCUUCACCCUAGCCUACGGGGCUGAAGCAGUUGUCCCAGUGGAAGUACAAAUCCCCAGCCUGAGAAUACAUCACUAUGAGCAGCAAGAAAAUGCAAAGCAUAUGAUGGAAGAGCUAGACUUUCCUGCCAGAAGUAAGGCUGAAAGCAGCUCUCAAGUUGGCAGCCCAGAAGAGCAGGAUUUCAAAAGCUUUCAACAAGAGGGUCAAGCAUAG